Trichomycterus rosablanca is the source of this 1921-nucleotide messenger RNA. RefSeq names its product actin related protein 10 (gene actr10). NCBI's taxonomy places the organism in Eukaryota, Metazoa, Chordata, Actinopteri, Siluriformes, Trichomycteridae. The transcript is spliced from 13 exons. Bases 89 to 1336 code for a protein of 415 amino acids. Gene Ontology annotation, biological process: retrograde axonal transport of mitochondrion. Gene Ontology annotation, cellular component: dynactin complex. The record is from RefSeq and is a predicted model, not a curated record.
CCGCCCUAACAACAAAGCUGCUAUUGUGGGGAGCUCAAUAUCUUAUUGAAUUUUGGUUCUACAGUUAUUAAUCGUAUUCAGUAUUAAAAUGCCUUUAUUUGAGGUGUUGGGGAGUGGGGGAGAGAAAACAGCUGUUGUCAUUGAUUUAGGAGCUGCAUACACAAAAUGUGGCUUUGCUGGUGAGACUGGGCCAAGGUUUAUUAUUCCCAGUGAGAUCCAGCGUCCUGGACUCAAGCAGCCCAUUAAAGUUGUGCAAUACAACAUAAACACAGAGGAGCUUUAUGCCAACCUCAAGGAGUUUAUUCACACAUUGUACUUCAGGCAUUUGCUUGUAAAUCCACGAGACAGAAGAGUGGUUAUCGUUGAGUCUAUCCUCUGUCCUUCACACUUUAGAGAAACACUGUCCAGGGUCUUCUUCAAACACUUUGAGGUUCCAUCAGUUCUGUUUGCUCCCAGCCAUCUGAUGUCCAUCAUGACCUUAGGCAUCAACUCGGCUCUUGUGAUGGACUGUGGAUAUACUGAAACUUUGGUGUUGCCGGUGUAUGAAGGAAUCCCCAUUUUGUCAGCCUGGGAAGCUUUGCCAAUGGGUGGAAAGGCAAUUCAAAAGGAGCUGAAUAAUCUGCUAAUAGAACAAUGCACAGUAGACACAGACUCUGGCCAGAGUUUACCCACUGUAGUAGGCUCCAUCCCAGAGGAUGUAGUAGAGGAUAUCAAAGUUAGGACAUGCUUUGUUAGCGACCUGCAGAGAGGCCUAAAAAUUCAGGAGGCCAAGUUCAACAUGGAUGGAACAGCAGAGAGACCUGCACCCCCACCAGAUGUCGAUUAUCCACUUGAUGGAAAGAAGAUCCUGCACAUUAAGGGUGCAAUCAGAGACUCGGUUGCUGAGAUGCUGUUUGAACAAGACAAUGAACAAAAGUCUAUUGCUACCCUAGUGCUUGAUACAUUGGUUAAGUGUCCUAUUGACACACGUAAAGUUCUGUCAGAAAACUUGGUGGUAAUUGGUGGCACAGCCCUGCUGCCCGGCUUCUUACAUCGCCUCCUGACUGAGAUUCGCUCGUUGGUAGAGAAACCCAAAUACUGUGAUGCUCUGGCCACCAAGAGCUUUCGCAUCCACAGUCCACCGGCCAAGCCCAACUGCACUGCUUGGCUAGGAGGAGCUAUAUUUGGAGCGUUGCAGGAUAUCUUGGGCAGUCGUUCUGUCUCCAGAGACUACUACAACCAAACCGGACGCAUUCCUGACUGGUGCUCUCUCAGCAGCCCAUUACCUGAGUCGCUGUAUGAUGCUGGAAAGACUGGACCUCCACUCAUGAAGAGAGCAUUCUCUACUGAGAAAUAAUCUCAAGCGCAGACAUGAAAAUAUAAUAUAGUAUUACAGACUCCAGUUACUCUAAAUUAAUCUUUCUAUCUUUUAUCUUCUGAAAAAAGACCUUGACUUUCCUUAUUUCUGAUACUGAUGAAGCAUUACCCAAACAGUACAGUAAAUGAAGAACCACUAGGGAGCAGUCACUAACUUAAAAACGACAACAUUAAAAGCAAUCAUACGUUCUAACAGAUAGAAGUUGGGGUGGAAAGUAAACAGACUUAUUAAAUUAAACAAUAUAAGUUUAUUAGGUUAUAUCUAUGCUAUAUAACCUUUCAGUGUAAGGAGAUAGAAACGUUGAACAAUAUUUGGUAAUAUUGUGUGUGUUUAUGUUCAUUCUUUUAGUAUUUGUUGCAUUCUCACAUUAGCCUGUAAUUUAUUUACACAAAAUUACUCAGAAGUGUAUUGUACAUAUUUAUGUAUGUAUAUUAAUAUGUUCUUUGCUUUGACAUUAUUGUGUGUAUUGAUACAACUUUGAUGGCUUUGUGAGUAACUAGACAGUUUGCUCUGGUUCAUUCAUUAAUAAAGAAUCUGUUGAGGCUGAGACUCUCUCAGUGGUGA